Messenger RNA from Grus americana (Whooping crane), 2414 nucleotides. RefSeq lists its product as uncharacterized. Gene Ontology annotation, molecular function: GTPase activator activity. NCBI's taxonomy places the organism in Eukaryota, Metazoa, Chordata, Aves, Gruiformes, Gruidae. The coding region runs from base 1 to 1845 and encodes 614 amino acids. The record is from RefSeq and is a predicted model, not a curated record. The transcript has 15 exons. Gene Ontology annotation, biological process: signal transduction.
AUGUCCAAGCGAAAAGCAGUACUGAGCCAUGUGCCUCAGGAAUCUAUACUGGCGCCAAUACUAUUUCAUAUCUUCAUCAGCGACACGGGCAGUGGGAUUGAGUGCACCCUCAGCAAGUUGGCAGGUGACCCCAAGCUGAGUGGUGUGGUCGAUUCACUAGAGGGAAAGGAUGCCAUCCAGAGGGACCUUGGCAUGUCGAAGCAAUCCCACCUGGACUACUGCAUCCAGCCUCAGGGUCUCCAGUACAAGGAAGACAUGGAUCUGUUGGAGCGAGUCCAGAGACAUUAUGUGAAGAAUAAAGUUAGUGAGACAAAUGAGGAGUUAAGGAAGAAAGGCAAAAAUGGAGUUCUGUGGAAACCUACUCAUGACCAAAGCAGCUUGGCAAAGGUGUUGGAAAGCAGCGUGGCAGAAAAGGCCCUGGGGGUCCUGGUGGACACCAAGUCCACCAGGAGACAGCAAGCUGGGCACUGCCCUGAGCCCCACCAGCGUGUCCCAGGCGAGACCUCUCCUGGCCUCGGCGGGAUGGGCCAGGUGAACUGCUGCCGCGGCCCCAGGGACGACCCUGACCCCGUGCAGCAGUGCACGCCUGUCCCAGCAUCACCCCAGCCGCUGCUCCGCCAGCGCGUGCGGCUGAGCCAGGGCCGUGCGACGAGGAAGAGGGACCUCCUCCUCUUCGGCGACGCCUUGGUCAUCGCCAAGCCCAAACGGGGCAGCGCCCCGCGCCCGCAGCUCUGCCUGGCCCUGGGCCAGCUGCAGGUGCUGAGCAGCAGGAAGGGGGCAGCCGGGGAUGCCGCCCAGGAGGAGGAGGAGGGCCGGCACACCAACUCCCUCGUCCUCGUCUGGCCCUGCGGCUUCUGCACCGUCACUUUCCCCUCCCGGGCGCUGAAGGAGCUCUGGCUCAGCGCGCUCCUUGGGCCACCAGAAGGAGUGGAAGGAGCCCGGCUGACCCAGCUGCCCUCCAUCAAGCUCCUGCUGCAGGAGCUGAGCGGCCGCAAUGCCGCCACGACGCUGCACGCCAGCAGCCUGCAGAGGCUGGUCCAGGGCCAGGCACAGCGGCGGGGGGACAGCGCCCAGAGGCCCCGGGAGCGCUCGCCCGGCGCUUCUCCUCCUCCACGGCUCUUUGCUCUCUUGUCCUUGGCAGCAGGCGGGACCCGCAGGAGGAGGAGGGGGCUGCCCUGGCCCUUCGCACGGCGGCGAGGCAGCUCGGCCGCUGCAGAGGCAGCCGGGCAGUCGGGCUCUGGCGGCAGGGGGGCUCUCUUCGGCCAGCCCCUGGCAGCUCUCUGCAGCCAGGACGGCACGCUGCCCCAGCCCAUCCAGGACCUGCUGGCUCUCCUGGCCGAGCACGGGCCAUCCACGGAGGGGAUCUUCCGGCUGGCGGUCAAGGAGCACGUCUCCCGGGAGCUGAGGGAGGCCCUCGACAGCGGAGCAGAGGUCCACCUUGAAAGCCAGCCUGUGCACGUGCUGGCCGUCCUCCUGAAGGACUUCCUGCGGAAGAUCCCCUCUAAGCUCCUCGGGGCAGAGCUGUACGAGGAGUGGAUGAGCGCCCUGCAGAAGACCAGCAGGCAGGAGAAGCUGGCAGCACUCAGGGAGGUGGCCGGCAAAUUGCCCCAGGCCAACCUCCUGCUCCUCAAGAGCUUGCUGUCCCUGCUGCAAAGGAUCAGCAGAAACGCGGCCAGCAGCAGGAUGACUGCCGGCAACCUGGCCAUCUGCGUGGGGCCGAACCUGCUCAGCCCACCCGAGGAGCAGACGCUGCCCCUGGACGCCCUGGUGCAGGUGACGGGGCAGGUGCCUCCAGUCGCUGCAGAAAGCCAACACCUGAAGAGCUCCUCUGGGGAGAGAAGGUAAAAUGAGCUCGCUUUGAUUAAGAGCAGGAGUGGUUCAAGUUUGUCACAGCUUUCCCUGUCUAACCAUACUAUUGAAUGGAAAGCUUGCCAGGCCCUUCACAAGAAAGCAGAAAGCGAAAACUGACCUGUGAAGAGGGGAGCGACGGGCACCCGGGCAGGAAGAGGAGAAGGCUGGAGAGGGAGCUCUCGGGGAUGGGCGACUGAGACGAAAUCCAAGCAGGGCGAGAAGAACGAGGAGGCCAGGUGCCGAUGUGGUUUUGCUGCUUGGAUUCCCCGGAUGAGCUGCGACGCCUGGGCUUGGAGGGGCACGAUGCAGCCCCAGCACCCCCUCGGCGGAGGCGAGGAGAGAGGCACCCAUGCCCUUCUGCUCUGGCCGGCAGAUUUCCCUCGUGCUCCGCUCAGCCGGAGAGCCCCGCACCGCCGUCAGACCCCCCCAGCCUGCGCAGGAGGCCUUGCUGGCUCCCUCAUCAGCUCCCUCAACAAAAGCCCACCGGCUGGCACGUCUCCCCCGGUGGGGAGCUGGCCUGUGACCUUCAGAUUCGAGGGAGGGUGUUGUGGGUGGCGGUGUCU